Messenger RNA from Poecilia latipinna (sailfin molly), 6320 nucleotides. RefSeq names its product aryl hydrocarbon receptor 1b (gene ahr1b). Gene Ontology annotation, molecular function: nuclear receptor activity; protein dimerization activity; transcription cis-regulatory region binding. The transcript is spliced from 11 exons. Gene Ontology annotation, biological process: regulation of transcription by RNA polymerase II; response to xenobiotic stimulus; xenobiotic metabolic process. The record is from RefSeq and is a predicted model, not a curated record. Gene Ontology annotation, cellular component: aryl hydrocarbon receptor complex; nucleus. Lineage: Eukaryota; Metazoa; Chordata; Actinopteri; Cyprinodontiformes; Poeciliidae. Bases 401 to 2902 code for a protein of 833 amino acids.
AAGCGCGCUCCGGCCGCAGAGCAGCAGAGAUCCUGGAGGAGGAGGAGGAGGAGGAGGGAGAGGAGGACGAGGCGCAUAUGGAGGCAGGAGCCUGAACUCCACCGGGAUGAGUUCACCCGGUUCCGGGAUGCUUUAACGCGCCGUCUGGAUCUGACGCACACCAACAAAACUGAGCCAGAAACCUUCCUGACUGCGCGCAAACAGAGAGAACCACCUGGGCUCCGGUUGGACUCCCGGUUUUGUGCAGUAAUUGCUGCUGCAGUCGGACUUCUGGCGCUGUUUCUGACGGUAUCGGUGCGGAAUGAGUGAAACCAGCGCAGUGGAAACUGAGAAACGUCGCUGCAGCGCCAGCGGAUUGUCUGGGACGGAUCCCGCUUCGCCGACUCUGAACUGAUCCUGAAUGAACGCAAACAUGUACGCUGGGAGGAAGCGCAGAAAACCGGCGCAAAGAGGAGUUAAACCAGUUCCCGCUGAGGGAACCAAAACCAACCCAUCGAAGCGGCACCGCGACCGGCUGAACUCAGAACUGGACCGGCUGGCCAGCCUGCUGCCCUUCCCAGAGGAGGUCAUCUCCAGCCUGGACAAGCUGUCCAUCCUGAGGCUCAGUGUCAGCUACCUGCGCACCAAGAGCUUCUUCUCAGAGGCGUUGAAGCACCAACCUCCCAAUGGCAUCAGCAAGAGCAGCGAUGGAGACGGUAGCGGCACGACGCCUGGAGCUGCAGAGGGCAGGAUAUCAGAGGGCGAGCUUCUGCUUCAGGCUCUGAACGGCUUCGUGUUGGUGGUCACGUCUGAAGGAAACAUCUUCUUCUGCUCUCACACCAUCCAGGAUUACCUCGGCUUCCAUCAGACUGAUGUGAUGCACCAGAGUGUGUUUGAGCUGAUCCACACUGAAGACCAGCAGGAGUUCAAGAGGAACCUGCACUGGGCCUUGAACCCCCCGGUCAGCCUGGAGCCCCCCACUGAUCCGGCAGGUGAAGAGCUGACGUCUUCCUGCCUGGUGAGCUACAACUCUGACCAGCUUCCACCGGAAAACUCCUCCUUCCUGGAGCGAGUGUUCGUCUGCCGCUUCCGCUGCCUGCUGGAUAACUCCUCUGGCUUCCUGCCGCUGAGCAUCCAGGGCAGACUGAAGUUCCUCCAUGGUCAGAGUCGGCAGAGUGGAAGCAGCCCUCCUCAGCUCGCCCUGUUCGCCGUGGCAACACCGCUGCAGCCUCCCGCCAUCCUGGAGAUCCGGACCAAGAACAUGAUCUUCAGAACCAAACACAAACUCGAUUUUACGCCUAUGGCCUGCGACGCAAAAGGGAAAAUCGUUCUGGGUUACACUGAGGCUGAGCUGAGAGUGCGAGGAUCCGGCUACCAGUUCAUCCACGCCGCUGACAUGCUCUACUGCGCUGAAAACCACAUUAGAAUGAUAAAGACGGGUGAGAGCGGGCUGACCGUCUUCAGGCUGCUCACCAAAGAUAACCGAUGGAAGUGGGUCCAGGCCAACGCCCGACUCGUCUACAAGAACGGGAAGCCGGACUACAUCAUCGCCACCCAGAGGCCUUUGGCGGAGGAAGAAGGAGGAGAACACCUGAGGAAGCGAUCUAUGCACCUUCCCUUCACCUUUGCCACUGGAGAGGCUCUCCUGUACCAGACCAGCCACCCGCUGCACGGCUUCCCUGACUCCUCCCACGGCAAAGCCAGAGGCAGCAAGUCCAAGAAGGGCAAAGUGGACAAGAGUUCCUCGGAUGAACUGAAACCCAACUCACUGCUGGGGGUGCUGAUGAGUCAGGAUGAGUCUGUGUACGUCUGCCAGCCAGAUGCAGAGUCUCGGACGUUGUACCACAGCAGCAGGCCUGCUGAGUCUGAUAGCUUGUUGAGCAGCACCACCUGGAAUAUUGUCUCCAACCGGGAGAUGGGGACAUGCAACGGAGACAGCUUUGACCCUCUUCUGUCAACGUUGGACUCUCUGUCACUAGAUGGAGGGGAAACUUGCUCGAACAGUGAGCUCUUCAGUGCUUUGGAGAGUCUGGGCCUAAACGCUGAUGACCUGGAGCUGCUCCUGCUGGAUGAGCGGAUGAUGCAGGUAGAGCUGGAUCCCAACCACGUUCCCACUCUGACCGACCUUCUCACCAAUAACGAGAUCCUCACUUACGUCCACGACACUCUGCAGAGUGAGAUGGAGAACGAAGUCCCAUCUUCAGACCGUGACUCUGCCCCCCAGCAGCCAUGUUUGAUACCUGAAGCCCCCUUGGACCCGCCCACCUUCAGCCAGCCCAUCGUCCAGCUGUCGCAGCAGAUGCAGCAGCACAUCCAGGCUGCCUCGCAUCCUGCGGUGGUCGAGAAUCCAGCUGGUUUAUCUGACAGUCUCUGGGUGGACCACCAUCUUCAGACCCCACUUAAUGGUCCACAGCUGGACGCUGAGCAUCUAAACCCACAUCUGGAGUCACCAUGGCAACUGCAGAUAAACACUGAGAACACAGCCUCAACGAGCUUCCAGAACGGAUCUUACCAGAACCAGAACAUGACUUUCCCCUUAAGCCUGGACGUUAGCCUCCCAGAUUACUCUUUAGAUGCAUGCACCACUCUGCUGAACGGCGAGGCAACGCUGGAUGUUCAUCAGCAUCAGGGUGGGAUGACCACAGCGGCUACACCCGCACAUCUGAGUCAGCAGAAACAGAACCCAGCUUCCUGUUUGUCCCACGGAACGGCGCAUCUGGAGCAGCAGCGGCGCAGCCUGAGCUCCAGCAUGUUCGGCCCCGCAGCAGACGGGAAGGUGGAGAAUGGCUGCCUCCUCAGCGCCGCCAAUGUAGGGUACAUCCGGACGUGUCAAAUUCCUGGAAGAAAUGGAGUGGAAGCUGUGACGGGCCCUGACGAAGCCUCCAACUUACAGGACCCCCAGAAGUCUGGAUUCUUCCUCUGACCGGACAAAGCAGGGCAGAGGUGGGACAGAUCUCAGCGUUUUAGGGAACGAUCAGGAACUUUGGACCAGAUCAUUUUCACAACCGUUGUUCUGAUGUUUCAUCUCAUCAUAAAACUGCUAAAGUAAGGAGAAAAGUCCAGGAGAAGACCUCUUUCACUGAAACUGUCCUGCUCAUUGAAGCAAGGCUAGAUUGUCCAGCCUGACUUCCUGAGUGAGGGGACAUCCUGAUUCAGAUGUCCUCCACUCAAAGGAACUGCUGGGAAGGUCUGAGGUUCUCUCUCCUCAUUACUGCUGCUUCUAUUCCACCUUUUAAGAUUAAUAUCCUCUUAUGCAAACAGAUGUUAGUUUAAUAUGAGCGCGGUCUGAGAUAAUCUGCAAAGCUCAGAGUCAAAGAGCAUUUAAAUCGUCUAAACAAGAAGCUUUAGUCAAGAGUUUAAUGUCGUCACGUGGUGCAAACACGGACAGGAGAUAAACGGCAGCGUCUUUAUGGUCUAUCAGAAGAAAACGAGACCCCUGUUGGAGAUUUUAAAACAAUCUGCAGUAUCUUAAAUGAAAGUAUAUCUAGUAUUUUGAAGAACAUUAGGUGUGGUGUUGAGUGGUUAAAUUAAGAAGAGAUUUAAGCAGAAGGCUAAUGAGAUCACUUAGAUAUUCUAUAGAGACGCAGUCAGAGAGGACUGGAUUGGUUGGAGAAAAUCGAAAAGCAUUUUUUUUGUUUGGUUUCCAAACUGGAGGCGCGGGCGGAGCUCCAGUUAAUGCCUUGUCCUGGAAACAAACACCUGCCGAGUGGAAGAAAACCCAACUGCACUCACAGGCUCGGCAGACAUGAGGACCUAACUGUAAAUAAGUUUUUUGCUUUGUUUGUUUUCCUGAGUAUUGAAUUUACAACAGAGAGCACUUAAAACACUGACCGUGUCUACGGGUUCUGUUCAGUCAGGGUAAGAAAAUAAUUACACCCGCUUUUAACUUUAGGGUAUGUUGAUUGGGUUCAUUGAGGUUUGAGGGUCCUACCACAGCACUGGUUGAGGUGUAGACUUUAACUAGGCCAUUUUAACACCUUGAUUCUUUACUUUUUCAGCUGUUCUGUUGUAGAUUAGCACCAGUCUUUGGGUUCACUGUUGCGUUGAUGACCCAGUUUGGUCGGCAUUGGAGAGAUGUCCUCACAUUUGAAUUUGGAAAAGCAUAUCCUGAAAACUAAAACAGGGUGUACUUUUUUAAAAAAUUGACUGUGUUUAAAACCAAGAUGUUUCUCUGUUACAUUCUGGUGCUACUUUAUCAGCGGUUAAAGCUGGAGGCUCGAACCAAACCCUGAACCAAGACGCCAUCAGAGCUCCUCUUCUCGUACAUAAAGAGUCUCUAUUGGUUAUCGUUUCCAAUCCAAGUGAAUCUGAAGGUACCAAACAGCCACAAGGAGGCGGUUCACACCUGGGUCACCACUUGACUCCCAAGUUGCUUCUUGUCAUCAGAUUUUAAUGUCCGGUUAAAUAUGCAGAUCUACUCCAACAUUUACUGGUCUGAAAGAUACACAAACCAUCUGCACCUUUUAUGCUGAAAGUUUCUGGGAUGUGCCUUGGUUUUCUGGCACAGGAUCUACUUUUAGGCAUUUUCAACUUGGUUAAGAUCAGAGCUUUAGGUAGACAUUUCCAGAAGGAUAACAUUAGCAUUAAACCAGUCUGGACAUGUGUUUGGGAUCAUUAACCAGUAAGAACACCAAACCUUGUACCGUCCAGGUCUUUAUUUGAAGAGUACUGAAAGAAUUCAGUGGUUUAUAAGUUUGAGUCUAUAUGGCUCCCCUAUACAAUCCAACUUCCUCUGAGCAAACCUCUUAUUGUGACCAAACAGUUGAAUCUUUUUCCUUAGACCUUUGUCUCAAUGGCUUCUUGCUUCUCCAUGUGGGCAGCAGGAACUCUGUUUUGGUUGGCACCCUUUCAGUCCAUCUCUGUAGUUUGUUUCUUCAAAGAUCUAUCACUCUAGAACACAUUUGGUUCAUAUUCCUCUGAAACCCAAGAGCUGACGCCCUUUUUCCAUUACACAACUCUGAAAAAUUGUGUAGCAGCAAGAUUACCAAUGCCCUAUUUUCCUCUGCGCCCCUUGUUUGCAAUUGUGCUUUUUGCUUUUGUCUUCAGUUGGACUGGACCUCAGGUGACGUCAUACCUGACAAACCAGGUAUUACCCGGUACCCAACUGGAACCAGGUUUGGCAUUCAGGAACCUCAAACAUGCAACACUGGUUCAAAAUCACUUUCGGGAGCCAGAAUGGACUCCGAAUAUCGCUGGUGAAUAAAACCUUGGUGUUCCAGCGGUUUCUAGUUCUUGGCAGCCCUGGUUGUUCCUGGGCAUCCUGACCAAUUCCCUUUGCUGCCACCACUGUACGCUCCUUUCAUUGGACAGGGACAGUUUGUUACUGGUUUCAGAUCUUUGCACCGGUACAACUUGUAAUUAUUUGGGUUCAAACUACUAUUCAGACCCUAAAACUGACAGCAGCACCAGGUGAGAAGAACCUAACGCUCUAGAAGAGCUGCUGCCAUGUUUCCUUCCUCCCACUGUGACAGACCAGACACGCUGCCGUGACCCAGCCGUCUUCUUUCUGACUCAGAAGCUGUUUCUGUACCGAGACGGGUCGGCGUUUAGCAUUUAGCACCAAGUUAGAAACCAAAACUCAGUCAGAAACUGAACAGGGAGUAGAUCCGGUGUUGAAUGUUCUCAGAGUUUUUAUCUAACAGGAAGUAGGUGUUUCAGGGUAACCAGCAGACGACAAUCAAUACGACAACAAAAGGUAUUUACUGAUCUGCCUCGUUUGGUUUUAUUGUUUUUAUACUUUAGUAAUUUUUCUUAUAAAGCGGAUUAUUUAAGAGCACUUAUGAGAUCAAAUGCUGUAUGAAGACAAAUUAUAAAGCAAAGCAUUGUUUUCAAAGAAGCUAAAACGGUAUGGUUGUGUAUGUGUGUGUUAAGUGUUUGGAAAAGUGUUUACGAUCACUGUGCUUACAAACUCUCCCCAGCACUGAAGGGACUAAAAAAAUCAUUUUAUUAUGUAGAAAUAUUGUUAUAGUGUUCUGGUUUUAUGUUUUGGGGAGUUUGUCACUUUAGCUGAAACAAAAAUGGUGCCAUAAGAGUGUAAGAGUGAUCCGAAGCUUGCUUAGUUCAGUGUUUCACAAUAAAAAGGGCACAAGAGCAGCAUUUUCUGUGUUAAAAUGUGUUUUCUGAUGUUGUUCAAACCCACUUUGUCCGGCUGUUAAUUAAACCAAACUUUCCUCACACCGUUUUGUCCAUGUUAGCCCAUUUAUUUUGCAACUUUUCUUCACUAAAGCUCGUAGUUGUUUGUCAGACUUUUGUGAAAAAGAAAAAAGAAUGCAGUUUUUCUCUGAGAUGAGUGUCGAAAUGUCCUCUGAGAUGCUGGAAAUAAAGGAUUUUGUGCAAUCACA